Drosophila guanche is the source of this 1037-nucleotide messenger RNA. It is a transcript of the gene Clp, whose product is annotated as cleavage and polyadenylation specificity factor subunit 4. Bases 109 to 954 code for a protein of 281 amino acids. The record is from RefSeq and is a predicted model, not a curated record. Gene Ontology annotation, molecular function: RNA binding; zinc ion binding. The transcript has a single exon. Lineage: Eukaryota; Metazoa; Arthropoda; Insecta; Diptera; Drosophilidae.
CGGCCAUGCACAUCUCUAGCUGACACUAAACAAAACAACACGCGCAAAAAAACGAAGAAAAUACUGCAACUUUUUUGUUUAUGCAGUAAGUGUCGCAUCAGCAUCGUCAUGGACAUCCUUUUGGCCAACGUGAACAGCCUGCAGUUCAAGGCGGAGCGGGAUCUCAUCGAACAGGUGGGCGCAAUUCCGCUGCCGUUCUAUGGCAUGGACAAGUCCAUUGCGGCCGUCUGCAAUUUCAUCACAAGAAGCGGCCAGGAGUGCGACAAGGGGAGCGCGUGCCCGUUCCGUCACAUACGUGGCGACCGCACCAUAGUGUGCAAACACUGGCUGCGCGGCCUUUGCAAGAAGGGGGACCAGUGCGAGUUCCUGCACGAGUACGACAUGACCAAGAUGCCCGAAUGCUACUUCUACUCCCGCUUCAAUGCCUGCCACAACAAGGAGUGCCCGUUCCUUCACAUCGACCCGCAGAGCAAGGUGAAAGACUGCCCCUGGUACAAGCGUGGUUUCUGUCGCCACGGACCCCACUGUCGCCAUCAGCAUCUGCGGCGCGUGCUCUGCAUGAACUACUUGGCCGGCUUCUGCCCGGAAGGACCCAACUGCAAGCACAUGCAUCCGCGUUUCGAGCUUCCGCCCCUGGCGGACCUCAGCAAGGACCAGCUACACAAGAAGCUUCCUACAUGCCACUACUGCGGCGAGCUCGGCCACAAGGCCAAUUCCUGCAAGCAAUACGCGGGCAGCCUCGAGAACCGCAACAAUAUCAAUGCCAUGGACCACAGUGGCGGCGGCGAUGGCAACGACGACGGCCCGCUCAGUCAUCCGCCUCCGCCUUUCCUGAAAAUACCAACGCCGCUGGAGGAGAUCACCUGCUACAAGUGCGGGCACAAGGGCCACUACGCCAACAAGUGUCCCAAGGGCCACCUAGCGUUUCUCUCAAAUCAACAUAGUCAUAAAUAGUGCCUAGCGCCGUGGUUAUUUGUAUAUGUAAGUUGUAAGGGCUCUGUAUAGAAUAAAUCUUCCGACAUGCAGCCAGAAGAAAA